AUGACAUCUGUCAAAGUGUAAGUCCGAAAUCCAAAGAGGGUUCCGUGGAAGGCAAACCAAAAAAACAAAAUAAUAUGAACAAAAUACAAAACUAAUGUGUAAAUAUCUGCAAAAUGGCCAAAAAAGAAGAGGGAACAUUGUCGAGUAUCCAACACUUGCUGGAUCAGGAUUAUCGUGGCGUAAAUAUAGCGGUAUACGCUCUAGCAACGGCUGGACUCGCGUACUCAAUACACAAAAUACGACCGGUUAGCAAGUUCUCAAAAGCGACCAAAAUACCGGAUCAUUUUUUAAACAAACAUGAGUUACUGCGCGGGACGUACACGGGCGUGCAGCACUCGCCGGUGCGGCUGCUGGUGGACCACCGCGCCCCCGUCUACCUGCCUUUUUGGCAUUCAAGCAAGCCUCCACUGCCAGUCAAGUUAUGGGGAGUGGACAUUGUGAGUGGGAAUGCCGUGAACUGGCUGGACUGUGUGGCCAAAGGAAAGCAAGUUACUCUAAAUCCCAUUGCACGGGACAAGGAUGACCUGGUGUCUACUGUGCUGCUACAUCUACCAGACCCAAAGAAGAAAAAAAGUGUGGAAACUUUGGAUGUGGGACAAAAACUAGUGGAGCUUGGCUUUGCUAAAGCUUCACUUCCAAGUACAUUGAAGAAGAACACUAUUGAGUCAAAACUUGGACCAGCCUUGCUCUCGGCUCAAGCAAAAGCAAAGUCCUAUCGGAAUGGCAUAUGGUCCGAUGCCUUACCCCCCAUCCCUGCUUAUGUGGUGUACUGGAGGAAAAGUUCACAAGCUGUACUUACAUUGUUAAAUUUGUCAAUCAAGAACCUUCUUAACUUGAUUAGCUUUAUAAGUGUUUAUGCUGUGGUAGGAGUCAAGAAGUUAGCCCUCAAAUCCUUCAAGAGAACAAAAUCUGCUAAACAAAUUCAAGCUUCAUGAGCGCAUUUAUUUAUUGAGAACAGAGGGAACCAAAUCACCUAAUAAACUCGAAUUAUGAUUGGUUUCUCUGAUGAAAUUAGAGCAUAUAUUUUAUUUUCUUCCACUUGUUAUUUCAUUAUGUGUAAAAGUGAAUAUUUCCUGUGUAAAUACUGUUGAAACUGUUUACAACAUUAAAAUUAUUAACUUUUUUA
This is a messenger RNA of Plutella xylostella (diamondback moth), 1126 nucleotides long. Its product is annotated as protein C3orf33 homolog. The record is from RefSeq and is a predicted model, not a curated record. NCBI's taxonomy places the organism in Eukaryota, Metazoa, Arthropoda, Insecta, Lepidoptera, Plutellidae.